AUGGUUGUGAUGCCUCCACAAAACAGUAUAAACGAGUCAGGAGGGCGGUACCUUGAAGAUGGUAUAUGGCAACACGGUCGUUUCUACGGCUCCUGGAAGCCCGGAAAAUACUUGUUUCCCAUCGAUUCAGAAGAACUAAAUCGUCUGGACAUUUUUCACAAGGUCUUUCUUCUCACCCGAGAAAACAAGCCACUUCGAGUUCCCAUUCAACGACAGGCGCCCAAAAUUAUGGACAUUGGCACUGGAACGGGUAUAUGGGCAAUAAAUGUGGCAGAAGAAUGCUUUUCCGAUGCACAAAUCAUGGCCGUUGACCUGAACCAGAUCCAACCCGCAUUGAUCCCGCCAGGAGUGUUACCAAAACAAUAUGAUAUAGAGGAACCCGUCUGGAGCUCGUUGUUGACUGACUGCGAUUUUAUUCAUAUGCGCAUGCUAUUGGGAAGCAUCCAAACAGACUUGUGGCCUCGAGUGUACCGCAAUAUCUUCGAGCACUUGGCCCCAGGCAUUGGCCACCUUGAACACCUUGAAGUGGAUUGGAUACCCCGGUGUGACGAUGAUGAGCGCCCUGCAAAUUCCGCAUUCGAGAAGUGGUCGGAGCUUUUCUUUGACGGGAUGGAGCGAUUCAACCGCACCGCUAGAGUCAUGCCACAAGAAACCCAGCAAUUACUCGAGGCCACAGGUUUUGUAGAGGUUAAGCACGAAGUUCACCGCGCCUACGUCUGCCCCUGGUCCUCUGAUCGACACGAGCGGGAGAUCGCUAGAUGGUUCAAUAUCGGACUAUCUCAUAGCUUGGAGGCUCUAGCAAUGAAACCGCUAGUUGAAAAACUUGGCUUCAAGGCUGAUGAUGUUCGUGAGCUAUGUAAUACAGCGAAGCGCGAAACGUGCGUUCUACGGUACCACACAUACUGCAACAUCCAUGUCUGGACAGCGCGAAAGCCUGGCUCACCGCAGUAA
Molecule: messenger RNA, 951 nt
Organism: Fusarium coffeatum
Lineage: Eukaryota; Fungi; Ascomycota; Sordariomycetes; Hypocreales; Nectriaceae
Exons: 7
Coding region: 1-951 (316 amino acids)
Source: RefSeq, a predicted model, not a curated record